AUGAUUCAGGCUUCCGUACAGCUGCCAUCCAAUGUACCAACAGCCAGUACACAUAGGAACAAGUUUGCCAUCCGACCCUCUUGGCUGAGCUGCUCAACAUCAACGCUGGCCAGACAUGCCAGGUGCGCGCACGGCGCCCCAGUGCCCACACGCUUGAAGCGUGUCUUUUGGCUCGUCCGUAGUGUGAAACUGUCGAGUGUUCUCGGUGUUGUCGAGUGCGAGAAGUUGAAGUGUCGUUAUCUCGAAGCUUCUGAUUGGCCUGAAGGGCUAUGGGGCAUUUUACAGUCUGACAGCUGA
Neurospora crassa OR74A is the source of this 297-nucleotide messenger RNA. RefSeq lists its product as hypothetical. The record is from RefSeq and is a predicted model, not a curated record. Bases 1 to 297 code for a protein of 98 amino acids. The transcript has 2 exons. Lineage: Eukaryota; Fungi; Ascomycota; Sordariomycetes; Sordariales; Sordariaceae.